UUUGGGAAUUGUAGUACCGACUAGAGGGCUGUGUGGGCUUCCUCGGCUUCCGCCGGACUGACUCUCACUUUGGGGAACUUUGAUUCCCAGAAGGCAGCGGGGCACGGGGAGGGGUCUCUGCUCUCGCUUCUGGCUCUGACGGAAUCCAGAAGGUAAAAGGUCGAUUUCUGAGGGACCUCCAAGGCAGGGUUUGAGCCGCCCAUUGGAUGCCAUGGGAGUCAGCCCUUCCCUGGGGCUUCCGCCCGUAGCUGGCCCCCAUCUUGUAGGCUGUGGAGAUGUGAUGGAAGGCCAGACUCGCCAGGGUAGCUUCUUCCGCCUCUUCUACCCCUGCCAAGAAACCGAGGGGGAAGUUGAGCAGCCCCUGUGGAUCCCCCGAUAUGAAUACUGCGUCGGCCUGGCAGACUUUCUGCGCAUCAAUAAGCGCUGGGGGGGAAUGCUAUUCAACGUAGCUAUGGGUUCCUGCCGCCUCCCCAUCAGCUGGAAUGGACGCUUUAAACCACAGGGCUCUGGGUACCCACUGAUCAUUUUCUCCCAUGGCUUGGGAGCCUUCAGGACCGUGUACUCUGCCUUCUGCAUGGAGCUGGCUUCUCGUGGCUUUGUGGUGGCUGUGCCCGAGCACAGGGACCAUUCUGCCUCAGCCACCUACUUCUACAAGCAUGCUACGGGGGAGAGCUGUCCCCAGGCUGGGUCACUGGAGGAGGAGUGGAUCGCCUACCGCAGGGUCGAGGAAGGAGAGAAAGAAUUCCGGAUUCGAAACCCCCAGGUGCAUCAGCGAGCUAAUGAGUGUGUUCGGGUAUUGAGGAUCCUGCAGGACAUUACCACGGGCCAGAAUGUCUCCAACAUCCUGCCUGGCGGAUUGGAUCUGAAGACUCUGAAGGGCAGCAUCGACCUAUGUCGAGUGGCAGUGAUGGGACACUCAUUUGGAGGGGCAACGGCCAUUCUAGCCCUGACCAAGGAUCCCCGUUUUCGAUGUGCAAUAGCUUUGGACGCCUGGAUGUUUCCCCUGGAACACAACUUCUACCCCAAGGCCCAGGGCCCCGUCUUCUUCAUCAACACUGAGAACUUCCAGACAGCUGAGAGCCUCAGCCGAAUGAAGAAGGUCUGUGCCCGUCACAGCCAGACAAAGAUCAUAACCAUCCUAGGUUCUGUUCAUCAGAGUCAAAGUGAUUUCACUUUUGUGACUGGAAAUCUGCUCGGUAAAUUCUUCUCUACCCAAACCCGAGGGAAGCUGGACCCUUACAAGGGACAAGAGAUUGUGGUGCAGGCCAUGCUGGCAUUCUUACAGAAACACCUUGAGCUGAAAGAAGAUUAUGAUCAGUGGGACAGCCUCAUUGAAGGUGUUGGACCAUCUGUGGCCCCCGGGGCCCCGCACCAGCUGAGCAGUCUCUAAAGAUGUUGGCCAUCUGGCGAACGGCGACUGAAGCCAGAUUUUUUCCGGUUUGGGUGGGGUUGACCCAAAUUGCCAAAUUCAUGGGACGUCCGUGAUCUCUUGUUAGAAAGCUUCCAACUAGGCAGUUCUCAACAAGAGCAGAUAAUCAUGCUGCUGAUUGAAGGGAUUGGGCACUUUUAUCUUUGACUUUUAUUGAUUUGGAACUCACACUUAGAACUUGGAGGUCGCUCAGAGCCAGGCAGUGGAGAGACAUGAAAUCCAAAAGUCUGAUACCUCGAGGGCACACGGAACAGUUGGGUGGGACCUAGAGCUUCACUCCCUGUAAGAAGGACAGGAUUUCAGGCCAGGGCAGAGCUCCCACCAAUUUGUAGUUCUUGUCUGGAGAGGAUUUGGAAGGAAAUCUGUCUUUUUAUCCUAUGCAAGAAUUCCUUCUACCACAUUCCUGUCUGUGGCUCUCUGGCCUCUCUGCUUGAACGCUUUUAAAGAUGGAGAAUUCACUGCUUCCCAGAGCAGACUGUUCCAUUUUUAGACAGCUCUUGUGUUCAGGAAGCGUUUCCUUACGUUAAAUUUACUUUUGUCGUUUACUCCCAUUCAUCCUAAUUCCCUCCUCUGGAGUCCCCAGUGUGGAUACAAUGCUUCUUAUUCUGUGUAUCUGCACCAGAACUUCCUUUAGGCUACUGUGUCGAGCUGUCUAUCCACAAAGGCCUCCAGGGAUGGCCUGGAUGGUCCCCGAGAGUCCCUGUUUAUUCUCCUUCCAUGUUAUCUGUGACCCAGGGAAAUUUAGUGGGGAGCACAGUCGCUGUAUCCAAUCUGACACCGUUUCAUGUAUGAGAGAACACUGUUUUCCCCGACCACAGGCAAUGUUCGGAAGCACAUCUAGGACUUUCCGGGGUCAGUCAGCCCAUUAUUCCCUUUGUCUUUGGAAAGCGCCUCAGACAAUUUCUGAUGGGCUCUGUCCUGUUUUUAAUGCCCCAGGGAAGGUAACUGAUCAUUUCUCCACGUGACUAUUUUCACAGCAUCUCCUUAACCCCUCAAAUCCCACACACUAGUCACGUGAUACCAGCAAACCACGCCGUGCCUCUCCCUUCCCUUCCUCCUCUGUGAAGGACCCGCCUUCAGUUCUAAAUCUGUGCCUUUCUUCCUCUCCAAAGACAUGUGAUGAGAUCAGAGCACUUUAAUUUCUGGCUUGUGAGCUCCGUUAAGGGCUGGGGCCGUCUUACACUUAAUCUGCACGAUGGUUGGCACAGUGCUGGGCACAUGGUUCCUUGAAAAUACUGCUGAAUGAAGGGACCCCGGGCCGCAUUGUUUGGGGGAAGGGGAGGGAGACCGAGAGAGGAGCUGCAGUCUGGGGUGUUUCAUGGCGCUGGGGUUUCUCCAGGGCUUUGUCAACAACAACAACCUCAGCUGGGAAUCAGCAGGAGGGGGGUGAGCCCAGGACAAGAACAAUCAUAGUCUUAUUAAGCGUCCCCUUGUACCAGCCACUGUCACCAGAGGCCGCUUAGUCCUCCUGGCUCUGUGGAAGAGCCCGGGGAGCAAGCUGUUUUAUCAUUCGAUUCAGGGGCCUGGCCCCUGCCGGAGUGGGUCACACCAACGUUGAGGGGCCACCUGUGGUUGCGAAACAACUCGUUAAGUCCAGACUCCAUUUUUCUACCAUGAUUUGUACCAUGCUUUGGUGUUUGUUGAUGGGAAUCAUACUGAGAUGAAUACGCAUGUAUUUGCCAAAUGAUAUAUACUGUAAUAUCUUUCAAAUCUGCAUUAAACCAAGAUGGGAAGCCAUUUGGACCUGC
Messenger RNA from Antechinus flavipes (yellow-footed antechinus), 3177 nucleotides. RefSeq names its product platelet activating factor acetylhydrolase 2 (gene PAFAH2). The coding region runs from base 212 to 1390 and encodes 392 amino acids. The record is from RefSeq and is a predicted model, not a curated record. The transcript has 11 exons. Gene Ontology annotation, molecular function: 1-alkyl-2-acetylglycerophosphocholine esterase activity. NCBI's taxonomy places the organism in Eukaryota, Metazoa, Chordata, Mammalia, Dasyuromorphia, Dasyuridae.